AUGUGGGUGGCAGCCAACCUCUUGCUCACGCUGCUUGCCUCGACGGCAGUGGCGUGGCCAUACGACGAAGAUCUCACCAGCUACAACCUGAACGAGAACAAGACUGCCAAAACACCCGCAGAUUAUUGGGGACAAUGGUCUAACCACCAAUACCACCCGUCUCCGGAAAACUGGCGCUUUCCCAUCUACACACUCUUUCUCGACCGAUUUGUCAAUGGCGACCCCAGCAACGACAAUAUCAACGGUACCAAUUUUGAGCAUGAUCUUUACUCCACACAGAUGCGACAUGGAGGAGAUAUCCAGGGGCUUAUUGAUACGUUAGACUAUCUUCAGGGAAUGGGCAUCAAGGCCAUCUACCUGGCUGGAACGAUACUGAUGAAUCAGCCAUGGGGCUUUGAUGGGUAUUCUGCUUUGGAUACUACUUUGCUCGACCAACAUUAUGGUGACCUCAACGCUUGGAGAUCAGCCGUGACUGAGAUUCAUAACCGAGGGAUGUAUGUCAUUAUCGACAAUACACUCGCAACCAUGGGAGAUCUCAUCGGAUUCGACGGCUAUCUCAACACCACUACCCCCUUUCAGUACCAAGAACACAAAGUUCAAUGGAAGUCAUCUCGCCAAUACGUCGAUUUUGCUUUCGGCAACACCUAUAACGAAACUUGCGAUUAUCCUCGUUUCUAUAACGAGACUGGUUACCCGGUAGAUAACUACGUUUAUGGCAAGUUGCAAGGCUGCUACGACAGCGACUUUGACCAAUACGGAGACGUAGAAGCCUUCGGCGUGUUUCCUGAUUACCAACGUGAACUGGCAAAGUUCGCCUCUGUCCAAGAUCGUCUGCGUGAAUGGGUUCCAUCUGUACGAGAAAAGCUCAUUCGUCAUGCGUGUAUCAUCAUUGCAUCUCUCGAUGUCGAUGGGUUUCGCUUCGAUAAAGCCACACAGGCAACGGUUGAUGCCCUGGGAGAUAUGUCUGAAAGCUGGCGAGAGUGUGCGCGAGCUCAUGGCAAAGAAAAUUUCUUCUUGUCUGGCGAAAUCACUGGUGGAAACACCUUUGGCUCGGUCUAUCUCGGACGAGGAAGACAGCCGGAUAUGUGGCCUUCAAAUAUCCGGGAUGCCGUUUUGAUGACGAACGACUCAUCAGAGGAACAUUUUAUUCGUGGGCAUGGACAACAAGCCAUCGACGGAGCUGCAUUUCAUUACUCUGUUUAUCGAACUCUAACUCGUUUUCUGGGGCUUGAUGGAAAUCUUGCUGCUGGAUAUGACUUGCCUCCAGAUUGGGUAGAGAUGUGGACUCUUAUGCUGCUGUCCAACGAUCUGGUGAAUCCAAACACGGGAAAAUUCGAUCCUCGUCAUUUGUACGGUACAACUAACCAGGAUGUUUUCCGGUGGCCUGCAAUCGAACAUGGCACGGAAAGGAUGCUACUGGGCAUGUUUAUCACGACCAUUCACAUGCCAGGAGCGCCUCUUGUCCUGUGGGGAGAAGAGCAAGCCUUUUAUAUCCUUGACGCUACCGCCGACAACUAUGUCUAUGGCCGUCAAUCCAUGUCUCCGGCUACUGCGUGGUGGUCACAUGGUUGUUUUACGGUGAACGUCACGCAAUACUAUGAUUUUCCUCUGGACAGUGCAAUGAACGGUUGCAAAGACAUCGCCGUCAGCUAUGAUCACCGGGAUCCAUCACACCCAGUGCGCAAUGUGCUCAAACACAUGUUCCAACUGCGACAGAAGUAUCCGGUUUUGAAUGACGGUUACUACCUCCAGGCACUUUCUAAACAAACCCACGAUCUUUUUCUAACUGGUUCCAACGGCACGCCAACGGAAACUGGGAUGUGGUCUGUCCUACGGGGCCGUUUUGAGGGAAUCCAAGAUCUGCUGAACAAUCAAUCAGUAUGGCUGCUGUACCAGAACGACAAUAACACCGUGAACUACAAAUUCGACUGCGGUAGCAACAGUACCAACUCGUCGCUUAUAGCACCUUUUGACUCUGGAACAACCGUCAAAAAUUUAUUUUAUCCUUAUGACGAACAGAAGUUGAAAGCAAGCCCCGUCAAACUAGGUUUGGAGAAGUCGACCGAGUUCAAUGGGUGUCUUGAUAAUCUCACCAUGGUCCCCUGGGAUUUCCGAGCAUAUGUCCCGAAGCAGGCAUGGGUUGGAUCAGAUCCUAUGAUUACACGAUUCAGUCCCGGCCAUGACGCCCGAAUUCUUUCAAGUGUCCGCCCAGAUAAGCCAGAGUCGAUUCCCGUUCAAAUAUCCUUCUCGGAUGAAAUGGAUUGUCAGUCCGUGACAAGCUCCAUCGUGAUCAAUUCUACCACAGAAUUCAACAUCAAUGCUUCGGUCGACCAGUCCACUGUUCACUGCGAAAAGGUAACUCCUGGAUCUACCACCCUUAUUGGGGAAAUCCCGAGUUCUUGGGUCUGGAAAGCCUCGAUAAACAAUGUCUAUAAUGGAAUCCACCGAAUCACUGUUGCCAAUGCAAGUAGCUUGACAAACACACCGACAAAUGCGGUUGACCAUUUUCUCUUUCGAGUUGGUCAACAGGACAACCCAAUGAUAUUCCACACAGCAAAUUAUUCCAGCAGUCUUCUUCACCAAGACGACAAUGGGACUCUUUUUGUGGAACAUCAUGCGGCCGGAGCAGAUAUGUGGCGCUACUCAACCAACUGGGCUUCUUCUUUCUCGGAUUGGAUUCCUUACAAGGGUGGCAAUGAUACUAUCGCCGAGCAGAUCUGGGAUGGAACAUCACUACAGCAAUGGUCUGGGAAACAUGUCCGGGUAGAGUACUUCAACAGAUUGUCUGGAAGUAGUGACUACGUCCAAGAAGGAGAUACAGAUUGGGAUUCUUCUGUCCCCAGAAGAUUUCCAAACCUCUUCUGGAACGGUCCCUAUAAUCAGUACGGAUUCGACGCGGGACUCAAGAACAAGAUGUCCCAGGACCCUGAUAGCGGAUUAUGGAAUAUCAAAUUCCUGACAGAAUGGCCAGCACAGGGCCAAGUCAACGUAUGGGGAAUCAACCCAGAUGGUCAACCCGAUCAAGGAUUUGUCUACGGCGAUGCGGAUGGUGACUCGGUACUGGAUCGACUACCUCCUUCGUCACUUUCGGCUGUCAGCAUUAACAUCACAAAUCCACCCCCAAGACCAUUUCUCGGUUGGAAAAUCCAAAUUCACGAUGGAACUCACAGAUUCGAGCUUAUUCCAGUGGGAUCUGAAAAGGUCCAGAUUGUUCUCUUUUCUCUAUUCUGGAUUUUGCCUAUUCUGACUGCGUCAUUCGGCACAUGGACGUUUAUGAAAUCGUUCUACCGUGUCAAGCUCAAUCAAGUUGGUGUAACCGAGAAGAAAACCCUUUUGCCUUUGGCAUUGCGAAGAAGACUAAAGCGACAAAAUGCCGACGAGGGGAACGCCAGAAAUACAUUGUUACGCCUGGCCAAUCGAUCUGGGUUUCUCCAGGAGACAUCUGCAUUCGCUAGUUCUGCCCAAGGGGACCGCCGACGCAUGGUGAUGAUUGCCACCAUGGAAUACGAUAUUGAAGACUGGGGUAUCAGGAUCAAGAUCGGUGGUCUUGGUGUCAUGGCCCAGCUAAUGGGAAAAAACCUCAGCAACCAAGAUCUUAUUUGGGUCGUUCCCUGUGUCGGAGGAGUUGAUUACCCCGAAGACCAAGUCGCAGAACCUAUGUUUGUGAAAGUUCUUGGCAACUCCUACGAAGUCAAAGUGCAAUACCACGUCCUGCGAAAUAUCACUUUCGUGCUUCUCGAUGCCCCCGUUUUCCGCCAGCAAAGCAAGACAGAGCCAUACCCGGCUCGUAUGGACGAUCUGGACAGUGCUAUCUAUUACUCAGCCUGGAAUCAAUGUAUCGCCGAAGCAAUGAAGCGGUUCCCAAUUGACCUUUACCAUAUCAACGACUACCAUGGCUCAUUAGCUCCGCUAUAUGUUCUUCCCCAGACUAUUCCAGCUUGUUUAUCACUCCACAAUGCCGAAUUCCAGGGCCUUUGGCCAAUGCGAACCCAAACUGAAAAGGACGAGGUGUGCUCAGUAUUCAACCUUGAUGUCGACGUUGCCACGCGCUAUGUCCAGUUUGGCGAGGUUUUCAACCUCCUUCACGCCGGAGCUAGCUAUCUUCGUCUACACCAACAGGGAUUUGGUGCUGUUGGUGUCUCGAAAAAGUAUGGAAAACGAUCUUAUGCUCGUUACCCUAUCUUUUGGGGGCUUAAGAGAGUUGGAAAUUUGCCUAACCCGGACCCAUCUGAUACUGCAGAAUGGGACAAGAGUGUCCCCAAGGACAGCGAAAUUUCGGUUGACCCUGAAUUUGAAUCCGGAAGGGCAGAACUCAAGCGCCAGGCGCAAGAAUGGGCUGGUCUUGAACAAAACCCUGACGCUGAUUUGUUGGUAUUCGUCGGAAGAUGGUCCAUGCAGAAAGGCAUAGAUCUUAUUGCCGACGUAAUGCCCGCUGUUCUUGAAGCCCGACCAAAUGUGCAGUUGAUCUGCGUGGGACCAGUCAUUGACUUGUACGGCAAAUUUGCUGCCCUCAAAUUGGAUCGCAUGAUGCAAUUAUAUCCUGGCCGGGUAUUCUCUCGACCUCAAUUUACAGCACUGCCACCGUACAUCUUCUCCGGCGCCGAGUUUGCCCUGAUUCCAUCUCGAGACGAGCCAUUCGGCUUGGUGUCGGUCGAAUUUGGCCGCAAAGGAGCACUGGGUAUUGGUGCGCGAGUAGGUGGUUUGGGUCAAAUGCCUGGCUGGUGGUACACUGUUGAGUCGACCACGACCUCUCACCUACUUCAUCAAUUCAAGCUGGCAAUCGACAGUGCUUUGAACUCCAAAACAAAAGCUCGAGCGGAAAUGCGUGCCAGGUCUGCCAAGCAGCGAUUCCCCGUGGCACAGUGGAUUGAGGAUUUGGAUAUCUUGCAGAGCACCGCGAUCAGAAUACACACAAAGGAAGUCGUCAGGGCCAAUGGACAAAUAUCUACGCCAACAGGACACCGCACGCCCAGUGGAUCGACUACUCCGGGGAUAUUAACAUCUGGAUCUGGAAUGUCUUUCGGAACGCAGACUCCCCCUCUGCUAGAACCAAAGAGUAUGAAUUGCCCAAGUCUUCGCUAUAGCAUGGUUGGUCCACAGCAGAGAAACACCAUCGUCUACAGCCGCGAUCCUAGUCCAGGGCCCGACGAUCAACAAAAGUCAGCUCUGAGUCGGCAAUUAUCUCUUGGUGUCCGAUCUGGACCUGGCCAUGUUGCAGCCAUUGAACGACGGAAUCGUCUGCGAAGGAAGAGUCACAAUGUAGUGAUCUCCGAUGACGUGACAGACAGCGAGCGUGAGGCCGAGUACGAAAGUGACGACGAGAACUUGAAUUCGUACUUUACAGAAGAUGAAUACACAAUGACUCCUGAGCAGGCUGAGAUUAGCCGGCGAAUGGAUGUGGACAAUCGUCAAUCAUUCUCGGGUCAUUUCCCCGGACCUGGGCAGCAACCCAUGGCCUCGGAUAUGCGGCGAAAUAGCACUUACUAUCCAUAUAUGCCUUCAACACCCGGCACCCCAGACACAGAAGAUCCUCUCAUACCACCUAAUCGGCCGUAUGUCGAGUCUGAAAACCGCCUCAGCAACUCCUCCGUUCUUUCUCUUGAUACCGUGGUAGGUGACAAGAAAAACUUCAAACUACAAAAAGUCGAUCCCUUUUUCACAGACAGCACUGGUGAAUUUUACCGCAACUUUGAAAAGAAACUCGAAGAACUCAGUGGAUCAAACUCAGACUCGCAGCUAUGCAUUGAAGAGUACCUGGUCAAGAGCGAGAAGAAGUGGUUCGAAAGAUUCCGCGCGGCUCGCCUCGGCCGAGACUCAUCACCUGUCCCAUCAAUGAAAGGAAAAGGUCAUUCUGUGUCGCCUACAGGAUCGAUAUCCAAUGGAGACAGCAACAGCGAAAUCCAGAAAGAACCAGAUGAGUUCCUACUUGGUGACGAUUACAAGCCACCAACGGGCCUCAAGAAAUGGAUGCAACUUCGCAUCGGAGACUGGCCAGUUUACUCUCUGUUUCUCGGCUUGGGACAGAUUAUCGCCGCCAAUUCUUACCAGGUUACUCUUCUGACUGGACAGAUCGGCCAAACGCCGGAUGAACUCUACGCUAUUGCUACGACAUACUUGAUUACUUCUAUAUUAUGGUGGUUUGUCUUUAGAAGCUUCAAGUCUGUUGUUGCUUUGUCUACUCCAUGGUUCUUCUACGGUCUUGCUUUUAUCCUGAUUGGCAUAGCGCAUUUUGAGGGCAAUUCUGGACAUCGUGCGUGGAUCCAAAAUGUAGCAAGCGGUGUCUAUGCAACAGCGUCAUCCAGUGGUUCAAUUUUCUUCUCACUGAACUUUGGUGAUGAAAGCGGUGCGCCUGUCAAGGACUGGGUUUUCCGUGCGUGUGUUAUCCAAGGGACUCAACAGUUGUAUGUUGUUGGCUUGUGGUACUGGGGCUCUUCUCUCUCUCGACAGACGCAAGCUGGUGUUAGCAAUGUUCAGGGUAUCAUCAACACCUGGAAAAUCACAGCAAUUACCGUCCCCAUAGCAGUUCUUCUCUGGGGCAUAGGUCUGCUGCUGGCUUUUGGUCUACCUGACUACUACCGUCAAACACCAGGCAAGGUAGCAUCGUUUUACAGAUCAAUCUACCGCCGAAAGAUUGUGCUUUGGUUCUUUGUCACUGUGAUAAUCCAAAAUUUCUUCAUGUCAGCUCCUUAUGGACGCAACUGGAGUUUCUUGUGGAGUUCCAACCACGCAUCGACAUGGCAAAUAUUCCUCUUGGUGGUUUUGUUUUUUGUCUUUGUGUGGAGCAUCAUGCUAGGAAUCAUGUGCUUUCUGUCCAAAUCGCAUAGUUGGAUUCUACCAGUAUUUGCCAUUGGCCUUGGUGCUCCUCGCUGGGCACAGAUCUGGUGGGGGACAUCCAACCUGGGCCAGUAUCUUCCAUGGGCAGGUGGCUAUCUUUCCGGCGCGUUGGUGUCUCGCAGUCUGUGGCUGUGGUUGGGUGUACUUGACUCGCUUCAGGGUGUUGGCUUUGGCAUGAUACUUUUGCAAACACUCACUCGACUGCACAUCUGCUUCGUCCUCCUCGGUGCCCAAGUUUUGGGUUCUGUCGCCACGAUCGUCGCCCGUGCCUCUGCUCCAAACAAGAUUGGUCCCGGAGAUAUUUCGCCUGAUAUAGGCACGGGAAUCAGCAGUUUGUGGGCGGCAUGGUUCUGGAUUGGACUCUUUUUCCAACUUCUUAUCUGUGGCGGAUUCUUUUUGUUCUUCCGCAAGGAACAACUCAGCAAGCCCUGA
Talaromyces rugulosus is the source of this 7266-nucleotide messenger RNA. RefSeq lists its product as uncharacterized. The coding region runs from base 1 to 7266 and encodes 2421 amino acids. Gene Ontology annotation, cellular component: fungal-type cell wall. Gene Ontology annotation, biological process: fungal-type cell wall (1->3)-alpha-glucan biosynthetic process. The record is from RefSeq and is a predicted model, not a curated record. The transcript is spliced from 4 exons. NCBI's taxonomy places the organism in Eukaryota, Fungi, Ascomycota, Eurotiomycetes, Eurotiales, Trichocomaceae. Gene Ontology annotation, molecular function: alpha-1,3-glucan synthase activity.